This is a messenger RNA of Medicago truncatula (barrel medic), 1177 nucleotides long. RefSeq names its product tetraspanin-11. Gene Ontology annotation, biological process: auxin-activated signaling pathway. The transcript has 2 exons. Gene Ontology annotation, cellular component: membrane. The record is from RefSeq and is a predicted model, not a curated record. Lineage: Eukaryota; Viridiplantae; Streptophyta; Magnoliopsida; Fabales; Fabaceae. Bases 158 to 982 code for a protein of 274 amino acids.
UCUUACAAAUAUUCAAACUCAAAACCAACCGUUUUCGCUCCAAAAAAACCACUUUCACUAUCUCUACUUAUUAUAAUAAAACAGUUACCAUUUCUUCUCUACGUUACCAAAACUAAUCAUUUGUCUCACACACACUAAUUUUGUCUUCAACUUGAAAAUGUUCCGUUUUCGUAUAAGCAACACCGUGGUCGGUGCACUCAACAUACUCUCCUUACUCCUCGGCCUCGCCGCUAUCGCUUCCUCCGCCUACAUCCACAUCAAAGGUGGUUCAGACUGCCAAAAGGUGCUUCAAUAUCCCCUCCUAAUCGGUGGUGUAUUCGUCGUGAUUGUGUCGGGACUUGGAAUCGCGGGAUCGUUGUUCGGAAUCAACACGGCACUCUAUGGUUACCUAUUGGUGACAUUCUUGCUUGUGUUGGGACUUGCUUUCUUCACUGUGUUUGCUUUGUUUGUCACCAAUAGAGGGGUGGGGAAACAGAUUUCUGGUAAAGGGUAUGGUGAGUAUAGGGUUGCUGAUUUCUCUCAUUGGUUGCAACGAUAUGUUGUGAAUGAAGAGAAUUGGGAUGAGUUCAAGAGUUGUUUGAAGGAUGCUCAUGUUUGUCAGAAUCUCGCCGUCAAUGGUGGCCGGAAUAACGACUCCCUCAUUUUCAAACACUUGUCUACCACCCAGUUACUUUUGCAGGCUGGGUGUUGUAAGCCACCGGUGUACUGUGGAUUUACAAUGAAGAAUGCUACAUUUUGGGAAGUACCAAAAUCAGGUUUGGCAGCAAAUAAUUCAGAUUGUGCAACAUGGAACAAUAGGCAGGAGAAACUGUGUUACGAUUGCAAUGCAUGCAAAGGAGGAGUUUUGGCCAACAUAAGGAACCAAUGGAGACAUUUAACUGUGUUCAAUGGUUUUGUGCUUGUACUCGUCACUGCCAUUUACGCCAUGGGGUGCUACGCGAUCAGGAACAAUCGAUUGGACUCUCGCAGCAAUCUUCCAUAAUUAGUUUUAUGUCUUCAAUUUGUUAUCAGGGACUAUGUAUUUGUUUCAAGUAUGGUUGUCUUUAAGAUUUGUGUUUAUUUUGUAUGGUCGUGUACUUUGGUGUUUUGGAUCUCCAGACAUUCAAUUUCCUUAACUUGUUUUUUCUUUGGUAACUUCUUAAGUCCCUAAGUUGUUAUAAUCAAUUUUCAUUCGGUA